This is a messenger RNA of Bufo bufo (common toad), 1607 nucleotides long. It is a transcript of the gene ATAT1, whose product is annotated as alpha tubulin acetyltransferase 1. Gene Ontology annotation, biological process: alpha-tubulin acetylation. The record is from RefSeq and is a predicted model, not a curated record. Bases 313 to 1518 code for a protein of 401 amino acids. Gene Ontology annotation, cellular component: microtubule. Lineage: Eukaryota; Metazoa; Chordata; Amphibia; Anura; Bufonidae. The transcript has 13 exons. Gene Ontology annotation, molecular function: tubulin N-acetyltransferase activity.
GAAAGCGGUUGCCAGGUGGAAGCGGACUCGCCGUCUCUGAUUGGAGGAAGCUGCGGUCACGUGGUCAGGCCCCUUCUCGCCUCUUUAGCUGGAGCCGGUUGUCUUUUGUCUCGGGGGCGCCCCAUGUACGUGGUGGACAGGCUGACCGUAUGGAAGAUUAGCCGCCCCAUGUGUUCACCGCCUCUAUCCAUACAUAACGGUGGGCUCCGCUGCUUUCCAUAAGAGGAGGCACUAGUGGGAUAUGACUCUAACUCCAGACCUAUCUUCUGGGACUGAACUGUAGCGUCACCAUUUCACAUUCCCACAACCAAGAUGGAGUUUGAAUUUGACAUACACAAGAUCUUCCUGGAGCCAAUCAGCAAGCUGGACAGCAGCCUGCUCCCACAACGGCGGCCUAUUGUCUCCAACUCUGAGGCCCAGAGACAAAUCACAGCGGUCAUAGAUGAGAUUGGGAAGGCGUCCGCGAAGGCCCAGCGAUUACCUGCUCCCAUAACCAGCGCGUCUCGGAUGAAAACAAAUCAGCAUCAUCUCUACAUCUUAAAGGACUGCGCCCCAAAAACGGCCGGCCGGGGAGUUGUGAUCGGUUUCCUCAAGGUCGGAUAUAAGAAGUUAUUUGUACUGGACCGCUCCGGAUCCCAUAUAGAAGCAGAGCCGCUGUGUAUUCUGGAUUUCUACAUUCAUGAAUCCCUCCAGCGUCACGGAUUUGGGAAGGAAAUAUUCACCUUCAUGCUCAGAACUGAGCAGGUUGAGCCCCAGCAUCUUGCCAUUGACCGACCGUCUGAGAAGUUCCUUUCCUUCCUGCGGAAACAUUACAACCUUCACUCCACUAUCCCGCAGGUUAACAAUUUUGUCGUCUUUGAAGGUUUUUUUAGAGACCGGAAAGCCCCUGGAAGGAAAAUGCCUCCCAAGCGAGCGGAAGGAGAGAUCAAGCCGUACUCCCUGUCUGAGAGAGACUUUUUGAAACAUGAGGAAGGCCUUCCUUGGCCCUUCAGCCAGGCGCAGUCAUCUCUUAGCCGUGCCAGCAGUCUUGGUUCUUCUCCCACGCGGGCCUGCUCCAGACACAUUCCUGGAGAAGAGGACUUUGUGAAGUCGCUCAGAACUUGUAGACCUCACUCCCUCCAGAGAGCGGCCAGCGGUGAACAGGAGGAUCCUUCCCAGAGGAGAAGGACCAGCGAUAUGAACCUCUCCCGCGGACUCAUGGCUCAGAGGAACUGCUACAGCCGCCACACGUGUCCCUCUCCUCCGCUUCUGAAAAGGGCGCCACCUACAGUGGACACUAAAGAAGAGCAAAAAGAAGCAGGAGAAAGGGGUCACAGAGGAGCGACUGGAGACGACCUCGUAACCAGGAAUAAUCAGCCAGACAAAGCAGUAAAAAGUCCAAUAAAAGUCCUGGAGCAGACUCAACCCUACAGCCCCGAUGACUUCAAGGAGAAACCAUCAUGGACUGUGCUGGGGACAGUCAUGAACGCACAGUGGGUGAAGCGGAAGCAGGAGAUGCGGGGAACACGCCCAUGGUGACAGAGGGCACCCCGGAGGAUAAAACGUGGCACGGACACUUUUAUUAUAAAUUCAUAUUUUAUAGCAGAAUAAACCAUUUUUUUAUCAUU